CGGGUUUGAGAGGGUGGAGCUUGCGACUUGCACGCCCCAGGCUCCGGUUGUCCUUUCCUAACUCCACUGGCUGCCGCAUCUGUGGGAAAAGUGUGGUUGGGUCUUUGAGGAGCCGCACCAAUGGCCUCCGUGCUGUCCUACGAAAGCCUGGUCCACGCCGUGGCCGGAGCCGUGUGCUAUUUGCAAUAGAAAAGAUGUGGAAUCAAUGCUGAUCUACAGAUGAAUGGAUAAGAAAAAUGGAAGCGUGACAGCAAUGACAGUGUUUUUUCCCCUGGAUACAGCUAGACUUCGACUUCAGGUUGAUGAGAAAAGAAAAUCCAAAACUACACACAUGGUGCUCCUGGAGAUCAUUAAAGAAGAAGGACUCCUGGCACCAUAUCGAGGGUGGUUUCCAGUGAUUUCCAGUCUCUGCUGCUCCAAUUUUGUCUAUUUCUACACUUUUAAUAGCCUCAAAGCAGUCUGGGUCAAAGGUCAACGUUCUACCACUGGAAAAGAUCUGGUAGUUGGGUUUGUUGCAGGAGUAGUUAACGUGUUGCUAACAACUCCACUCUGGGUGGUAAACACCAGACUGAAGCUGCAGGGGGCAAAAUUCAGGAAUGAAGACAUUGUACCAACGAACUACAGAGGUAUCAUUGAUGCUUUUCAUCAGAUCAUUCGAGAUGAAGGAAUCUCGGCUUUAUGGAAUGGCACAUUUCCCUCAUUGCUGUUGGUCUUCAAUCCUGCCAUCCAGUUCAUGUUCUAUGAAGGUUUAAAACGGCAGCUUUUAAAGAAACGGAUGAAGCUUUCUUCCUUGGAUGUGUUCAUCAUUGGUGCAGUAGCCAAAGCGAUUGCCACCACGCUCACGUAUCCCAUGCAGACGGUACAGUCAGUUCUGAGGUUUGGGCGUCAUAGACUAAACCCAGAAAACAGAACAUUGGGAAGUCUUCGGAAUAUUCUCUAUCUUCUUCACCAACGAGUAAGGCGUUUUGGAAUACUGGGACUCUACAAAGGCCUGGAAGCCAAACUGCUGCAGACAGUCCUCACUGCUGCUCUCAUGUUCCUUGUUUAUGAGAAACUGACAGCUGCCACCUUCACAGUUAUGGGGCUGAAGCGUGCACACACACACUGAGACGCCUUCCCAUGAAAAAUUCCGAAGAUACUCAAGAGGGAGGUUUCCUCGUGACUAAAGAGAAGUGAUUCUCCUUUGACUCUGGUUCCUGCUAUGAUAAAUGUUACCCUCAUUGGCUUGAAAAGCAUCCAAGUGUGUACAGGGAGUAUGGCCAACUGGACCUGUUGUCACCUUAAUUGUCAUGCUGACUGGUUGGAUUUUGGGGUGGCGGUUGGACUAAUAUGAAAAAAAAAUUGUUGAAAACCUAAAAAUGAAAGUUUGUGAGUGUGUAUUGGUUUUCUUAAGAGAAAUGGACUAUUUUGCUCUCAUGUGUAAUAUUUUCUAUUUAAAUUUUUCUUAAAUAUACCAGCUGUUUUCUUCCCCUGAACUCCCCCAGGUUCUAGGACAAAUUUAAUAACAUGUAAUUCUCCUCAAAUACUUUUGUAUGUCUCAGUGUUGGCGUUUUCCUCCCUAAAACUAACAUUAAGGCUGUGCCACAGGCAUGACUUGAUUUUUGUUGGGCUUUUGUUUUCCUGCUUAAGGAGAGGUGUCUUUUUAGGAUAUGAGCAAUUUAUUUUGUGAAAUGAAAAUUGUUCAUCCAAAAUGAUUCUCUUAUAAACUAUUGGUAAAUGUCACGUAUUCAUUAGUGUUUGACAUAAUUUUUAGAAUAUUUAUUUUGAAUCAAUCCUUUCAUUAUAAAAGACUUGAAGUUUUGUGUCCAUCCUUACAAGCCCUGGUCAGUCAAGUCCCAAUAAAUAGUCAGCACAAAAAAGA
Messenger RNA from Rhinopithecus roxellana (golden snub-nosed monkey), 1861 nucleotides. RefSeq names its product solute carrier family 25 member 17 (gene SLC25A17). Gene Ontology annotation, biological process: transmembrane transport. The record is from RefSeq and is a predicted model, not a curated record. Gene Ontology annotation, molecular function: ATP transmembrane transporter activity; ADP transmembrane transporter activity; NAD transmembrane transporter activity. Bases 224 to 1108 code for a protein of 294 amino acids. Gene Ontology annotation, cellular component: peroxisomal membrane. Lineage: Eukaryota; Metazoa; Chordata; Mammalia; Primates; Cercopithecidae. The transcript has 10 exons.